AUGGACACCACGAUUGUGAGCACAGAGCAAAACACCCCAGAUAAUACCACACCCAGUGGACCUAGCACCCCCCUAGACGACUUGCAUGAUGCAAAAAGGCCGGUCAACCCAACCCCCAACUUAAAAGAAAGUCAGGAGUCUUCACAUGUUAGUCAACUGAAUGCACUGAUUAAUUCAUUAAAUGCAAAGGAAACCACAGAAAUUCCCGUAAACGACACCCCUAAUUUUAGUCGCAGUGCCAGUGACGACAAAUCUGAGGAAUUUAUGGACGCGGAUGAUAAUACCCCGGAAGGAGAGGACAUCCCACCUGCAAGACCCUCCCACCCAAAUCCCUCAGGACACUCCACCCCUAACAUGACUCCCUCAGACAAUAUCCCACCGCACCCCACAUCUGAUACCACAGUACACAUGCAGAACUUUCAGUCCGCCUAUGUAACCCAAUCUAAUCACCCGACGAGGGUAACCAUUAAAAGGGUUGAAAUGCCGGCAGGGAUUACAGCCAGACCCCUAAAUUUUGGGUUAGAAACCGAUUUACACCACCACGCACCUGCCCAUAGCAACAAAGGAGCCAUGCCAAAACAACCUCAACCAACUUUUAAAGCAAAAAGUUUGGAAAAUGUCAAUGUAGAACGAGUAAAGACAAACCGAAGAAAGGGUGAACUGAGUAGCUCUGAUCUCGGCAAGUCUGCACUCAAUAGUACAAAACAUACACACACAGGCCCAAUCAACCCCUCAGCCAGUAACUUAAUUAACAUUGUGGACAAUAAUGAGGUUAAGAUACAAGUCAAUGCUUCUGACAUACCAAAAUCCCUACAAGACUCCAUACAUCGCUUCAACAGCGGGGAAAACACCUCAGAAGACGACAGAGGAGCUUACUAUCUCGAGUGGACAGAAAGGUAUAACUCUGUUGCUGUCUUUUUAGAGCUCUAUGAUCCUGUUGUAUUAGCACUGGAGAAAAUUUCAGAAUGGACAGAUAAAGAUUCAGCCAAUGCAGCAAAUCAGUUAGGAGCAUCCAUAAAAAAACCCGAAUUUGUUAUUUCUUUAGAAGUUGUAAGUCAGGUAUUUAGCUUCAGCAGUAUUUUAUGCAAAGCGUUCCAGCAACGAAAUAUUGAUUUAAAGCAGGCUGCAAAUUUGGCGGAAGAUACAAUUGCUGAACUUCAAAGCUUGCGGGAAAAUGCAAGUUUGGAAUUCAAAAAACUAUUUUUAAAAGUGAAAAAAUUGGGCGAAAAGUUUGAGUUUCCUAUAAAUAAACCGCGAACUAGCCUAUAUCAAACAAAAAGGUGUAAUGUUGAUACGGAAAGUACCGAAGAUUAUUACCGGAUUGCAAUAUAUAUUCCAUUUUUGGACUCUUUUAUAAGUAACAUAAAAGAAAGAUUUUCAAAACAUAAGCAAAUAUUGGCCGGAUUUCAAAGCCUGUUUCCCAAAGAUCCGUCCAUUCUCACCGACGAAGCGAUAACUGAAUUCCAAUCGUUGGUAUUAUUUUAUAAACAUGACCUGACAGGAACCAAAGAUGAGCUAGUUGUCGAACUUAGACUUUGGUACAGAUCAAUUGCUAGACUGCCAAAUGAAAAGCGGCCCAGAGAUGCCUUGAGCGCAUUACAACACGUUACUGACACCUUUACAAAUAUCAGGACAUUACUCCAUGUAUUAGCUAUACUGCCUGUCUCUACUGCUGAAGGUGAACGUAGUUUUUCAACUCUGCGACGACUCAAAAGUUAUUUGAGAAACAGUACCUCGGAAAACCGGUUAAAUGGCCUGACUCUUUUGCAUAUUUAUAGAAAUAUGACUCCGUCUGUAGAAAAUAUUUUAAAUAGGUUCGCCGAGAAGCCUAGAAAAUUAAAACUCAGCUUGGCUUAA
This is a messenger RNA of Psylliodes chrysocephalus, 1857 nucleotides long. Lineage: Eukaryota; Metazoa; Arthropoda; Insecta; Coleoptera; Chrysomelidae. The record is from the annotation of a GenBank genome assembly.